ACAUGUCUGGUCAUAUCCGGAGCAUUCAUAAUGGCAUUCAAAGCUGUGAUCGUUGUGUUGUCCGUCUUCCUCCUUGUGGCCGCUGCCAUGGCCAGCCCCAUGCCCGACCCUGGCUAUGGUGGCUAUGGUGGAGGAUAUGGCGGCUAUGGUGGCGGCUAUGGCAGCGGAUACGGCUAUGGCGGCGGAUACGGCCAUGGUGGUGGAUACGGUCAUGGAGGUCGUGGAUAUGGCGGCUAUGGUGGUUACGGCGGUGGAUACGGUUAUGGUCAUGGUCGUUAAAGGUCAACAACAAAAGAAAACACAAAAUCCUGAUAAAAAAUUUUGUUUAUUUUAUUUUAUUUUAUUUUCUCUAUUAUUUCCUCUUUUAUUAUUUAUCAACUUCCUCAUUUAUUGUAAGACUCGACUUUGUAUAUGUGAAAUAAAAGUCACUGAUUA
Messenger RNA from Homarus americanus (American lobster), 435 nucleotides. RefSeq names its product neuropeptide-like protein 30. The coding region runs from base 31 to 279 and encodes 82 amino acids. Lineage: Eukaryota; Metazoa; Arthropoda; Malacostraca; Decapoda; Nephropidae. The transcript is spliced from 3 exons. The record is from RefSeq and is a predicted model, not a curated record.